AGAAGUGGAUAGCAGAACAUGGGAACUAAAUCCCUAUGCCUUCUUUUGGCGUCUGUUCUGGUAGCAUCUUAUGUUUACACACCCAUUCCAGAGAAUAUUGAGGAACGCUGGAAACUGAUGCUCAUAAAUGCUGGCUUUAGAACUGUAUCACAUGUGGCUGAGUUUGCUGAAUGGCUGGGUUUGAUGCACUACAUGGAAGUUCUGAUGAUGAUCACAAGUAUUGAGUACACUGCACCAAUAUCAGAUGAAAAUGUGACCGUCACUGACACAAAAUUUAACAAUGUUCCAGCCCGUUUGUACAUGCCCAGGAAGCAAUCCAGUGGGCUGAAAAGGGCAGUGAUUUACAUUCAUGGUGGAGGCUGGUGUGUAGGAGGCUCAGCCAUGGAACCCUAUGAUCUCCUGUCAAGAUGGACUGCAAACAAGCUAAAUGCUGUUGUCGUAUCAGUCGAGUACAGAUUAGCCCCAAUGUAUCAUUUUCCAGUUCAGUUUGAAGAUGUGUACACUGUAGUGAAGUUCUUCCUACAAAACAGUGUUCUUGUGCAAUAUGGGGUGGACCCAAAUCGGAUCUGUAUUUCAGGAGAUAGUGCAGGAGGUAACUUAGCUGCAGCAGUGGCACAGCAGCUGCUAGAUGACCUUGAAGUUAAAGUUAAACUUAAGAUCCAAGCUUUACUUUAUCCUGCUCUUCAGACCCUUGAUCUGGAUUUGCCCUCCUAUAAAGAUAAUGAGAACAAGCCAAUUCUGCCCAAGUCAUUGAUGGUCAGAUUCUGGAGUGAAUACUUUACUACUGACGUCUCUCUUCAAGAAGCUAUGGCUUCCAAUAAACAUGUCCCUGCAGAAUCAAGCCAUUUGUUUAGAUUUGUAAACUGGAGCAAUUUACUGCCUGAAAAGUUUAAAAAGGAUCAUGUUUAUGCCAGCCCCAUUUAUGGAAGUUCCAUGCUUGGAAAAAAAUAUCCAGGAUUUCUGGAUCCAAGAGCAGCACCACUCUUGGUUGAAGAUACCAAGUUACUUGGCUUACCUGUGACAUAUGUCCUCACAUGUCAACAUGAUGUCUUGAGGGAUGAUGGAAUCAUGUAUGUCUCACGACUUAGGGAAGUAGGAAUUGAAGUAAUACAUGACCACAUUGAGGAUGCAAUUCAUGGGGUUCUAAUGUUUAUUACAAGUCCAACUGAUUUAGCUCUAGGACAUAGGGUAGCAAAUAAAUAUAUUGAGUGGUUAAAUAUAAACUUAUAAAGUGAAAAGAGAUAUUUAAUGCAUUUGGGUCUUAUUCACUGGAUCUGAGUGAAACACUGUAUUUGGAGAGAAAAGGAUCCCUGCUGAAAAUUGUGGAUGUGAAAUGCCAUACUGAAACUAUACAUUUCUCUACAAUGUUUGGGUUCAGGUUGGCUUCUUGCCUACUCUGGCAGGUAACUUAGACUGUCUCUAAUCUAAGUGCUCUUUCAUCACUGGGAUACAAAACCCAAGUACAAUCGCCCUUAUUACCAUCAGUUACUAGCCUUGAAUUUCUUUACACAAGAAUACAAAUUCCCCUGCAGCAGAUCCUUUUACACCUCACUACCCCUACCCACUCUGCCCACUCCCUUCCUCUUUCUAUUCUGUGGGUUUUGCCGCUGACCUAUCACAGCACAUCGUACUUCCCAAAGUGUCUUUGUCUUUCAGGACUUCUCUAUUACAAUCCAUGCCUCAUAAGCCUGUAUGUGUGCUGAUCCAUCUUAGUGUCCUUCCCCCCACCCUUGAAUGGAUAUCAGUGGGAUCACUUAACAAUAGAAUGUUUGAGGUAGCCCAUUUAAUAUCAUCAGUGGUGGUCAGUUCCCAUAGUCAUCAGUGAGAAAGGAGUCUGGAGUACAAGGGAGGGUGGAGAUGAAGGGUAGGUAGGGUGACCAGAUGAGAGGGAGAAAAUAUCAG
Gopherus evgoodei (Goodes thornscrub tortoise) is the source of this 1902-nucleotide messenger RNA. RefSeq names its product arylacetamide deacetylase-like. Gene Ontology annotation, molecular function: carboxylic ester hydrolase activity. The transcript is spliced from 5 exons. Gene Ontology annotation, cellular component: membrane. The record is from RefSeq and is a predicted model, not a curated record. NCBI's taxonomy places the organism in Eukaryota, Metazoa, Chordata, Testudines, Testudinidae. Bases 19 to 1230 code for a protein of 403 amino acids.